Effrenium voratum is the source of this 859-nucleotide messenger RNA. The record is from the annotation of a GenBank genome assembly. Lineage: Eukaryota; Dinophyceae; Suessiales; Symbiodiniaceae.
GAUUCGGAUCUCCGCUGGGGGCGGGGAAGAGGAGUCGCAGGGUGAGGGCGGCAAGAUCCAGCGGGCCGCGGAUGUCCGCACCAUCGAAGUGCUGCUGACCAACCUCUCCCACAGCUUGUUGCAGCGCAUUGGGCGGAGGGUUUUCCUCAAGUGGCUGGCGCAGCUGCCCAUCUUUAAGGACUGUACCGAGCCCUUCCUCCUGCAGCUGGCCACCAUCUGCCGGCCCUUGACCGUCCCCGCGGGCUCCUUCGUUUGCCGCGCGGGCGAGCCCACCAGCUUUUUCUGCAUCCUCCGCAGCGGCUCGGUGCAGCUCAGGGAUUCCAACAGCGAGGAGGUGGAUCGCGUGGACGAGCGGGGCACGGCGCUCUGCGACAUGUCCUGCCUCUUUGGGCUGCGGCACGAGGUGAGUAUUGUGAGUGAAGAGGAGAGCUCCUUCAUCAAGGUGCCCAUGGAACAGCUGAACACGGCCUUGAUGCUCUACCCAAAGGACCAAGAGGUGAUCCACAACAACAUCUUCAAGCUCACGCCGAAGCCCUUGGUGGGUGAGGAUGACCACGAGGCCAUUUCGAUGGGCCGUGGAAGUCCUCCUUCCCGAAUCACCCACCGCUUCGAGCGUUCCGCGCAGGAACAUGAGCAGAUGGGCGCGGGCUCCUCGCUGUCUGAGUUUCCGGGGGGGCUGGGCCUGCGGGCCGUCGGAACACGUCGCUCCGUGGGCCUCGACGUCGUUUCACGAGGUAUCAUGAUGAACGACGACGAUGAUGACAUGGCCAGGUCCCAGGCGAGCUGGGAUGCUCACCGGUGCUUUGAUUUGGAUGGACCGGUGGACCGGUUGCGGCCCCAAAAGCUUCGCCUUUGUUGA